Molecule: messenger RNA, 165 nt
Organism: Tetrahymena thermophila SB210
Lineage: Eukaryota; Ciliophora; Oligohymenophorea; Hymenostomatida; Tetrahymenidae
Exons: 1
Source: RefSeq, a predicted model, not a curated record
AUGAAAGAUCCUCCCUUCAAGAUAAAGAAUAAUUGCAUUAAAAAGGAGCAAAAUACUUAAAAUAAAUACCAAUCUUAAAGGCUGGAAUACACACUUUUGUAGUAAAUGUAGAAAACUAUUAUAACUCCUGCUGAUAUAGGUAUAAUUACAGAAAAAAUUAGCUGA